CUAAAGUGGCAUUUAUAGUCACCUCUUCUCUGCCCACCUCACAUACCAAGUCCUUCAGCUUGGAUUUUUGAGAGGACUUUGAUUUUCAAGGAAUGAAAAGAAAGAAAUGUCACUCCAAAAGAACUCAUUCCCCUUUUAUAUGGUACUGAAGAGACUACGAAUUGGCACAUUCAGCAGUAAAACCUGUGUCAGGUCGCAAGGUUAAGGGUUCUUGGAUUUAAAACGUAGCGCGCCUGACAAAUGUGGGGAAGGGAGCUCUGUGAGCGUGCUCCGAAGACUGCGGGCUUCCUCCUGCCUUCGGGGCUCAAGCCGGCCUCCAGGGGGCCCAGCCAGCACUGCCAGCGGCCGGGGUCCUUCCCGACCGACCGGCGCGGGGAGGGGGCGCUGCCGCCACAGCUCCUCGGGAAGUCGGCGGGCCUGGCUCCCGGGAACCUGGGCAGGGGAUUGUGGAAGAGCUGGCUCAGCCGAAGAAGAAGAAUCAGCAACUUCAGAAAUCACUUAGGAAGAUCGGCUCCUCCCGCCUCAUCUCACCAUCUGCUUUUCUGCUUACUUGGAACAAGGCAAAAACCGCCAACAGUCACUCGAAAAGUUACAUGGUUUCGAUUUCGAUUUUAUCUCAGCCCGACUUAGCUGGCGAUCCUAUCCGGGCUGUUUCAGAACUGAGUCCUGCGGGGCCAGACUGAGCGGCGGUGAGCGCGGCUCAGAGCUCACCCUCCUCGGGGCAGCAGCGCCAACGCCAGGUUAGCAUGGCAUCAGACUCUAUCAUGAAGGGGCCCAUUUGUCUAGUGAAAAAUGAGAAAGAGCAGCUGGCCGUGAAUUCCAAAGCCAUCAGGAUUCUUGACAAGAUAUCCCAACCAGUGGUGGUGGUGGCCAUUGUAGGCUUGUAUCGCACCGGAAAAUCUUACCUCAUGAAUCGUCUUGCUGGCCAGAAUCAUGGAUUUGCUCUGGGCUCCACAGUGCAAUCUAAAACCAAGGGCAUCUGGAUGUGGUGUGUGCCCCACCCCACCAAGCCAAACCACACACUGAUCCUUCUAGAUACUGAAGGCCUGGGUGAUGUGGAAAAGGGAGACUCUAAGAAUGACUCCUGGAUCUUCGCCCUGGCCGUGCUUCUGAGCAGCAUCUUUGUCUACAACAGCAUGGGCACCAUCAACCACCAGGCCCUGGAGCAGCUGCACUAUGUGACUGAAUUAACACAGCUGAUCAGGGCAAAAUCUGGCUCCAGAUCUGAUGAAAUAGAAGACUCCACUGAGUUUGUAAGUUUCUUUCCAGACUUUAUUUGGGCUGUUCGAGAUUUCACUCUGCAGCUGAAGUUAGAUGGAUGCCCCAUCACAGAAGAUGAGUAUCUGGAGAAUUCCUUGAAGCUGAUUCCAGAAAAAAAUCCCAAAAUCCAAAAUUCCAACUUGCCUAGAGAGUGUAUCAGGUAUUUCUUCCCUGUACGAAAGUGCUUUGUCUUUGACCGGCCUACGAAUGACAAAAACCUAUUAUUCAACAUUGAAGAUGUUCCUGAAAGCCAACUGGAAUGGAGUUUUCAGGUGCAAUCAAAAAAUUUCUGCUCCUAUAUUUUUACCAAUGGAAAGACCAAGACCCUGAGACAAGGAAUCAUUGUCACAGGAAACCGGUUGGGGACUCUGGUGGAGACCUACGUGAAAGCCAUCAACAGUGGGGCAGUGCCUUGCUUGGAGAAUGCAGUGACCACUCUGGCCCAGCGUGAGAACACAGCAGCCGUGCAGAAAGCAGCUGACUUCUACAGUGAGCAGAUGGCCCAGCGCCUGCAGCUCCCCACAGACUCGCUCCAGGAGCUGCUGGAUGAUCACGCGGCCUGCGAGAAGGAGGCCAUUGCGGUCUUCAUGGAGCUCUCCUUCAAGGAUGAAAACCAGGAAUUCCACAAAAAGCUGGUGAGCACCUUGGAGAGAAAGAAGGAAGAUUUCUUGCUGCAAAAUGAAAAAGCAUCUAGCAAAUACUGCCAGGACAAGCUGGAGCAGCUCUCAGCGCCCCUGAUGGAAAACAUUUCAGAAGGAAUUUUCUCUGUUCCUGGAGGUCACAGACUCUACUUAGAAGCAAAAAGUAAGGUUGAAGAGGGCUACAAGCAGGUGCCCAGGAAAGGCGUUAAGGCAAAUGAGGUUCUCCAGAGCUUCCUGCAGUCUCAGACUACGAUAGAAAAAUCCAUUCUGCAAUCUGACAAAGCCCUCACUGACGGGGAGAAAGCCAUAGCAGCUGAGAGGGCCAAGAAGGAGGCAGCUGAAAAGGAACAGGAGGUGCUAAGGCAGAAAACUGAGGAGCAGCAGCAAAUGAUGGAGGCUCAGGAAAGAAGCUUCCAAGAAAACAUGGCUCAGCUAAAGGAGAAGAUGGAGAAGGAGAGGCAGGACAUUCUGAGGGAGCAGGAACGCAUGUUGGAGCACAAGUUGAAGGCCCAAGAAGAACUACUGAGGGACGGUUUUAGAAAGAAAUCUGAAGCAUUAAAUAGAGAGAUACACCACCUGAAAGAAGAAAUUGAAAAAACUCAAGACAAGAAAUCUUUCUUUUCAAAGAUUGUUGAUACAGUUGGCACUGUUUUAGUAGCAGUGUUACCUGGGGCUGGUAAACUCGUUGGUUUAGGGAUGAAAAUGCUUAGUUCACAAAUGGACUAGUCUGAGAGUUCCUGGACAGGAAGUAAUAAAAUAAGACUUCUUUAAUUUUAA
This is a messenger RNA of Cavia porcellus (domestic guinea pig), 2678 nucleotides long. Its product is annotated as guanylate-binding protein 3-like. The coding region runs from base 747 to 2627 and encodes 626 amino acids. Gene Ontology annotation, molecular function: GTP binding; GTPase activity. NCBI's taxonomy places the organism in Eukaryota, Metazoa, Chordata, Mammalia, Rodentia, Caviidae. The transcript has 11 exons. The record is from RefSeq and is a predicted model, not a curated record.